ACCUGUUUGGGGCCAGCAGCCAGUGGGGACAGGCUCGCCUCUGCUCCUCCUGCUGCCACCUCAAGUGCUGUGGGGAUUCCUGAGGGAGCCUGAGGGACUCUCUGGAGCCAUGAGAGGGCCUCACUGGAGAGUUCCCUGGCUGUGUCUGAGCUGCCUGUAUUCUUGCCUCCUCUUGCUACCUGAUGCUCUAGCAACAACAUCAACACAGACACCCAUGUCCCUUUCCAGCAGCACCAGAACAUCCCAAAUGAGCUCACAAGCAUCGACCUCAUCAACAUCUUCUGACAGAAGGACAAGUAAAACAGAACAAACAUCAACAAGGGAUACUCCAAGUUCCAUAACAACAGUUUCUCAGAGCCAUCAUACUACAAGCAUGGAGACCAGCAAACCUCAAACCACCACAACCACCGAGGUGACCACAUCAACUCCUUCAGCCUCCUCACGUGACCAAAUACAGACAGAGACAAGUUCUCAAAGAACAAUCUCUCCUGAUGGAACAACCACCUCACAUGCUCCCAGUAUCAGCAGCUCAGCUCCAAGUACAACACACAUGUUAACCACAACAUCCUCCACAGAAAGUACCUCAGUAGACUCAGGACACACAACAGCAAUAACAACUCAAGGUUUAACACCUGCCACCGCACAAGUCUCACUGACACCUUCAUCCCAGAAUAUGUCAACAGUGUCAACACCCAUCACCUCAACUCUUACUCAGAGACAACACACUGGAAGCAAGCAGACCAGCAGCAAAUCUCAAGUCAACAUAGUCACAUCAACUCUUUCAACCUCUACAAGUGACUCAACUCCUGCACAGACAAUGUCUCAAGUGACAUCAUCUUCAGAUAAAAGAACCAAGCCAUCUACUUCUGGUGUCAGCAGUACAUCACUAACUACAACAGAAGUGCUCACCCAAACAUCCUCUACAGACUCUGCUCCAGGAAACACAACUCUGAGGAUUACUCAGAACUCUACAACACAUACCACGAAAGUCUCAACAACAUCUACACCACAAAAACUGUCACCAGUGUCAACACUCAUCAAUUCAAGUCAAAAAAUGUCAACCCUUCCUCAGAACCAACACACUGAAAGCAUGGACACCAGCAGACAACCUCAAACCACCACAACCAUAGAGGUGACCACAUCAACCCCUUCAGCCUCCUCACUUCACCAAAUUCAGACAGAGACAAAUUCCCCAAAAACAAUCUCUCCUGGUGAGACAACCACCUCACAUGCUCCGAACAUGAGAAGCUCACCACCAAAGACAUCACAGAUACUAACCACAAUGCCCUCCACAAAAAGUACCUCAGUAGACACAAAACAAACAAAGGCAAUAACUACUAAAGUUUCUACACCUGACACCACACAGGUCUCGAUGACACCUUCAUCCCAGAAAUUGCCAACACACAGCACGUCUACUCAGGAAUUAACAUCUUCUUACAGCCAACAUAUUCAAAGCAAGGGGACCAGCAGCAAAUCUCAAACAACCACAAACACCAAGGUGAACACAUCAACUCCUUCAGCCUCCUCACGUGACAAAAUUCAGACAGAGACAAGUUCCCAAAGAACAAACUCUCCUGGCGAGAAAAGGACAUCACAUGCUCCCAGCAUGAGCAGCUCAGCUCCAAGUACAACACACAUGUUAUCCACAACAUCCUCCAAUCAAAGUACCUCAGUAGACACAGGACAAACAACAUCAGUAACAGCUCAAGGUUCUACACCUGCCAUCACACAGACCUCAUUGACACCUUCAUCCCAGAAUACGUCAACAGUGUCAACACCCAUCACCUCUACUCACAAAUUGUCAACCCUUUCUCAGAGCCAACACACUGGAAGCAAGGGGACCAGCAGCAAUCCUCAAACUACCACCACCACAGAGGUGACCACAUCAACUCCUUCAGCCACCACCCAUGACCAAAUUCAGACAGAGACAAGUUCCCAAAACACAAUCUCUCCUGGUGAGACAACCACCUCAUAUGCUCCCAUCAUGAGCAGCUCAGCUCCAAGUACAACACAUAUGUUAUCCACAACAUCCUCCACUCAAAGUACCUCAGUAGACACAAGACACACUACAACAUUAACGAAUCAAGGAUCUACACCUGCCACCACACAGGUCUCACCUUCAUCCCAGAACAUGUCAACAGUGUCAGCACCCAUCACCUCAACUCAAAUUUUGUCAACCUUUCCUCAGAGCCAACACACUGGAAGCAAGGGGACCAGCAGCAAUCCUCAAACUACCACCACCCCAGUGGUGACCACAUCAAAUCCUUCAGCCACCUCACGUGACCAAAUUCAGACAGAGACAAGUUCCCAAAGAACAAUCUCUCCUGGUGAGACAACCACCUCAUAUGCUUCCAUCAUGAGCAGCUCAGCUCCAAGUACAACACACAUGUUAACCACAACAUCCUCCACUCAAAGUACCUCAGUAGACACAAGACACACAAUAGCAGUAAGGACUCAAGGUUCUACACCUGCCACCACACAGGUCUCACCUUCAUCCCAGAACAUGUCAACAGUGUCAACACCCAUCACCACUACUCACAAAUUGUCAACCCUUUCUCAGAGCCAACACACUGGAAGCAAGGGGACCAGCAGCAAUCCUCAAACUACCACAACGCCAGUGAUGACCACAUCAACUCCUUCAGCCACCACCCAUGACCAAAUUCAGACAGAGACAAGUUCUCAAAGAACAAUCUCUCAUGGUGAGACAACCACCUCAUAUGCUCCCAUCAUGAGCAGCUCAGCUCCAAGUACAACACACAUGUUAUCAACAGCAUCCUCUACUCAAAUUACCUCAGUAGACACAAGACACACAACAGCAAUAACAACUCAAGGUUCUACACCUGCCACCACACAGGUCUCACCUUCAUCCCAGAACAUGUCAACAGUGUCAGCACCCAUCACCUCAAUUCAAAUUUUGUCAACCCUUCUUCAGAGCCAACACACUGGAAGCAAGGGGACCAGCACCAAGCCUCAAACUACCACCACCCCAGUGGUGACCACAUCAAAUCCUUCAGCCACCUUCCCUGACCAAUUUCAGACAGAGACAAGUUCCCAAAGAAAAAUCUCUCCUGGUGAGACAACCACCUCACAUGCUCCCAUCAUGAGCAGCUCAGCUCCAAGUACAACACACAUGUUAUCCACAACAUCUUCCACUCAAAGUACCUCAGUAGAUACAAGACACACUACAACAGUAACGACUCAAGGUUCUACACCUGCCACCACACAGGUCUUACCUUCAUCCCAGAACAUGUCAACAGUGUCAGCACCCAUCACCUCAACUCAAAUUUUGUCAACCCUUCCUCAGAGCCAACACACUGGAAGCAAGGGGACCAGCACCAAUCCUCAAACUACCACCAAUGCAGAGGUGACCACAUCAACUCCUUCAGCCACCUCACAUGACCAAAUUGAGACAGAAACAAGUUCCCAAAGAACAAUCUCUCCUGGUGAGACAACCACCUCAAAUGCUUCCAACUUGAGCAGUUCAGCUCCAAGUACAACACACAUGUUAACCACAACAUCCUCCACUCAAAGUACCUCAGUAGACACAGGAUACACAACAGCAGUAAGGACUCAAGGUUCUACACCUGCCACCACACAGGUCUCACCUUCAUCCCAGAACAUGUCAACAGUGUCAGCACCCAUCACCUCAACUCAAAUUUUGUCAACCCUUCCUCAGAGCCAACACACUGGAAGCAAGGGGACCAGCAGCAAUCCUCAAACUACCACAAGCCCAGUGGUAACCACAUCAACUCCUUCAGGCACCUCAGGUGACCAAAUUCAGACAGAGACAAGUUCCCAAAGAACAAUCUCUCCCGGCAAGACAACCACUUCACAUGCUCUCAACAUAAACAGCUCAGCUCCAAGUACAACACACAUGUUAUCCACAACAUCCUCCACUCAAAGUACCUCAGGAGACACAAGACACACAACAGCAGGAAGGACUCAAGGUUCUACACCUGCCACCACACAGACCUCAUUGACACCUUUGUCCCAGAAUAUGUCAACAGUGUCAACACCCAUCACUGCUACUCACAAAUUCUCAACCCUUCCUCAGAGCCAACACACUGGAAGCAAGGGGACCAGCAGCAAUUCUCAAACUAACACCACCCCAGAUGUGACCAUAUCAACUCCUUCAGCCACCUCACGUGACCAAAUUCAGACAGAGACAAGUUCCCAAAGAACAAUCUCUCCUGGGGAGACAACCACCUCACAUGCUUCCAGCUUGAGCAGUUCAGGACCAAGUACAACAAACAUGUUAACCACAACAUCCUACACUCAAAGUACCUCAGUAGGCACAGGACACACAACAGCAGAAAGAACUCAAGGUUCUACACCUGCCACCACACAGGUCUUACCUUCAUCCCAGAACAUGUCAACAGUGUCAACACCCAUCACAUCUACUCAAAAUUUGUCAACCCUUCUUCAGAGCCAACACACUGGAAGCAUGGGGACUAGUAGCAAUCCUCAAACUACCACCAAGCCAGUGAUGACCACAUCAACUCCUUCAGCCACCUCACGUGACCAAAUUCAGACAGAGACAAGUUUCCAAAGAACAAUCUCUUCUGGUGAGACAACCACCUCACAUGCUCCCAGCAUGAGCAGCUCAGCUCCAAGUUCAACACACAUGUUAUCAACAGCAUCCUCUACUCAAAUUACCUCAGUAGACACAAGACACACAACAGCAAUAACAACUCAAGGUUCUACACCUGCCACCACACAGGUCUCACCUUCAUCACAGAAUAUGUCAACAGUGUCAGCACCCAUCACCUCAAUUCAAAUUUUGUCAACCCUUCCUCAGAGCCAACACACUGGAAGCAAUAGGACCAGCACCAAUCCUCAAACUACCACCAUCCCAGAGGUGACCACAUCAACUCCUUCAGCCACCUCACAUGACCAAAUUGAGACAGAAACAAGUUCCCAAAGAACAAUCUCUCCUGGUGAGACAACCACCUCACAUGCUCCCAACAUGAGUAGUUCAGCUCCAAGUACAACACACAUGUUAUCCUCAACAUCCUCCACUCAAAUUACCUCAGUAGACACAGGACACACAUCAGCAGGAAGGACUCAAGGUUCUACACCUGCCACCACACAGGUCUCACCUUCAUCCCAGAACAUGUCAACAGUGUCAGCACCCAUCACCUCAACUCAUAUUUUGUCAACCCUUCCAAAGAGCCAACACACUGGAAGCAAGGGGACCAGCAGCAAUCCUCAAACUACCAUAACCCCAGUGGUAACCACAUCAACUCCUUCAGCCUCCUCCCGUGACCAAAUUCAGACAGAGACUAGUUUCCAAAGAACAAUCUCUCCUGGCGAGACAACCACCUCACAUGCUCCCAGCAUGAGCAGCUCAGCUCCAAGUUCAACACACAUGUUAUCAACAGCAUCCUCUACUCAAAUUACCUCAGUAGACACAAGACACACAACAGCAAUAACAACUCAAGGUUCUACACCUGCCACCACACAGGUCUCACCUUCAUCCCAGAACAUGUCAACAGUGUCAGCACCCAUCACCUCAAUUCAAAUGUUGUCAACCCUUCCUCAGAGCCAACACACUGAAAGCAAGAGUACCAGCACCAAUCCUCAAACUACCACCACCCCAGAGGUGACCACAUCAAAUCCUUCAGCCACCUCACAUGACCAAAUUGAGACAGAAACAAGUUCCCAAAGAACAAUCUCUCCUGGUGAGACAACCACCUCAUAUGCUCCCAUCAUGAGCAGCUCAGCUCCAAGUACAACACACAUGUUAUCCACAACAUCCUCCACUCAAAGUACCUCAGUAGACACAAGAAACACUACAACAUUAACGACUCAAGGAUCUACACCUGCCACCACACAGGUCUCACCUUCAUCCAAGAACAUGUCAACAGUGUCAACACCAAUCACCUCUACUCACAAAUUGUCAACCCUUCCUCAGAGCCAACACACUGGAAGCAAUGGGACCAGCAGCAAUCCUCAAACUACCACCACCCCAGAGGUGACCACAUCAACUCCUUCGGCCACCACCCGUGACCAAAUUCAGACAGAGUCAAGUUCCCAAAGAACAAUCUAUCCUGGUGAGACAACCACCUCACAUGCUUCCAUCAUGAGCAGCUCAGCUCAAAGUUCAACACACAUGUUAUCAACAGCAUACUCCACUCAAAUUACCUCAGUAGACACAAGACACACAACAGCAAUAACAACUCAAGGUUCUACACCUGCCACCACACAGGUCUCACCUUCAUCCCAGAACAUGUCAACAGUGUCAGCACCCAUCACCUCAACUCAAAUUUUGUCAACCUUUCCUCAGAGCCAACACACUGGAAGGAAGGGGACCAGCACCAAGCCUCAAACUACCACAACCCCAGUGGUGACCACAUCAAAUCCUUCAGCCACCUCCCCUGACCAAUUUCAGACAGAGACAAGUUCCCAAAGAACAAUCUCUCCUGGUGAGACAACCACCUCACAUGCUCCCAUCAUGAGCAGCUCACCUCCAAGUUCAACACACAUGUUAUCAACAGCAUCCUCCACUGAAAUUACCUCAGUAGACACAAGACACACAACAGCAAUAAUGACUCAAGGUUCUACACCUGCCACCACACAGGUCUCACCUUCAUCCCAGAACAUGUCAACAGUGUCAGCACCCAUCACCUCAACUCAUAUUUUGUCAACCCUUUCUCAGAGCCAACACACUGGAAGCAAGGGGACCAGCAGCAAUCCUCAAACUACCACAACCCCAGUGGUAACCACAUCAACUCCUUCAGCCUCCUCACGUGACCAAAUUCAGACAGAGACAAGUUCCCAAAGAACAAUCUCUCCCGGCAAGACAACCACCUCACAUGUUCCCAACAUGAACAGCUCAGCUCCAAGUACAACACACAUCUUAUCCACAACAUCCUCCAUUCAAAGUACCUCAGGAGAUACAAGACACACAACAGCAGUAAGGACUCAAGGUUCUACACCUGCCACCACACAGGUCUCACUGGCACCUUCAUCCCAGAACAUGUCAACACUGUCAGCACCCAUCACAUCACCUCAACAUUUUUCAACCCUUCCUCAGAACCAACACACUGGAAGCAUGGGGACCAGCAGCAAUCCUCAAAGUACCACCAUCCCAGAGGUGACCACAUCAACUCUUUCAGCUUCCUCACGUGACCAAGUUCAGACAGAGACAAGUUCCCAAAGAACAAUCUCUCCUGGUGAGACAACCACCUCACAUGCUUCCAGCUUGAGCAGUUCAGGACCAAGUACAACAAACAUGUUAACCAGAACAUCCUCCACUCAAAUUACCUCAGGAGACACAAGACACACAACAGCAAUAGUGACUCAAGGUUCUACACCUGCCACCACACAGACCACAUUGACACCUUCGUCCCAGAAUAUGUCAACAGUGUCAACACCCAUCACUUCUACUCACAAAUUGUCACCCCUUCCUCAGAGCCAACACACUGAAAACAUGGGGACCAGCAGCAAUCCUCAAACUACCACCACCCCAGAAGUGACCACAUCAACUCCUUCAGCCACCUCCUAUGACCAAAUUCAGACAGAGACAAGUUUCCAAAGAACAAUCUCUCCUGGUGAGACAACCACUUCACAUGCUCCCAGCAUGAGCAACUCAGCUCCAAGUUCAACACACAAGUUAUCAACAGCAUCCUCCACUGAAAUUACCUCAGUAGACACAAGACACACAAUAGCAAUAACGACUCAAGGUUCUACACUUGCCACCACACAGACCUCACUGACACCUUCAUCCCAGAACAUGUCAACAGUGUCAGCACCCAUCACCUCAUCUCAAAUUUUGUCAACUCUUCGUCAGAGCCAACACACUGGAAGCAAGGGGACCAGCAGCAAUCAUCAGACUACCACUACCCCUGUGGUGACCACAUCAACUUCUUCAGCCACCUCACGUGACCAAAUUCAGACAGAGACAAGUUCCCUAAGAACAAUCUCUCCUGAUGGAACGACCACCUCACAUGCUUCCAGCAUGAGCAGUUCAUCUCCAAAUACAACACACUUGUUAAUCACUACAUCCUCCACAGAAAGUACCUCAGUAGACACAGGAUACUCAACAGUAAUAACGACUCAUGGUUCUACACUUGCCACCACCCAGGUCUCAUUGACACCUUCAUCCCAGAAUAUGUCAACAGUGUCAAUGCCCAGCACUUCUUCACAGGAAUUAACAUCACUUCCUCAGAGACAACACACUGGAAACAUGGAGACCAGCAGCCAACCUCAGAAUAUCACCCCUACUGUGGUGACCACAUCAACUCUUUUAUCAUUCUCAAGGGGAUCCACUGAAUUGCAAACCAUGUCUUGGGGAACGUCCUCCUCAGGGACAAUAAAUACCCUAUCUACUCCCGUCAGGAAUACCUCACCUGCAUCCACAUCAGGCAUCCUCACCAGCACAUUGACCACCUCAGGAAACACAGGGUACACAGGUGUAACUAGAAGCCUCGGUGUGAUCACAUCAAGAGUCACAAGCACAAGUCUACCUGGAAAGUCCACAGUAGUGCAUAGCACCCCUGCUCAGCCAUUGUCUGCACAUUCUCAGAGUCACCAGACGUAUGGCACGGGGACACCCAGCAUGUCUCAAACCAGCAUCCUCCCAGACAUGACCUCAGAAAAGCGUGUUGCCUCUUCACCUGGACCCACUGUGACAGAGUCCUUUUCUCAUGUGUCAUCCUCCUCAGGAUUGACUACGAAGACAGACAAUGACAGAAACACAGCAGUCUCAGCCACCUCCUCGACCCUUACUAGCCCCAGCCCAACCACAGCCUCCAGGUCAACAGUGCCCCUGCCUUCUCUUUUACCAGAUCAGGGCAUUUCCCUCUUCCCCUACGGGUCUGAAGUCGGAGACCAGAAUUUGUUUGCCAGGACUGUGGAUUUUAACUCACCAAUCUUCAAGAUCCUGAUUGGCUUUCCCCUCGGUUCCUCCCUGCGGGAUUCCUUCUACGUUACAGAUAAUGGUCAGAUCAUUUUCCCAGAGUCAGACUAUGACGUCUUCUCCUACCCCAACCCACCUCAAAGAGGCUUCACCGGAAGGGAGCGCGUGGCCAUGGUGGCCCCGUUCUGGGCUGAUGCUGAUUUCUCUAGCUCCAGGGGAGCCAUAUUUUACCAGGAAUAUGUCACAUUUUACAAUGAACACCAUCAGCUAAUCCGGGAAGUGGAGACUUUGAUUAAUGAUUUCACAAGUAGCUGGGGCUACAGAGCCAAGUGGACACUGAAGGUCACCUGGGUCAAUGUUCCUGCCUAUACUGCCCAAGAGAGCUUUGGGACCAAUACCUACCAAGCCAUCCUCUCCACAGAUGGGAGCAGGUCCUAUGCCCUGUUUCUCUACCAGAACAGUGGCAUGAGGUGGGAUGUGACCCAGGAACCAUACAACCGGGUGCUCAUGGGCUUCUCCAGUGGAGAUGGGUAUUUUGAAAACAGCCCGCUGACAUUCCGGCCAGCAAUGGAGAAGUACCGUCCAGAUCGAUUCCUGAAUUCCAAAUUAGGCAUCCGGGGACUGCAGGUCUACAGGCUGCACAGGGAGGAGCGGCCCAACUACCGGCUCAAAUGUCUGCAGUGGCUGGAGAGUCAGCCUCAGCAGCCCAGCUGGGGCUGGAGCUCAGUUUCCUGCCCUUGCUCCUGGCAGCAGGGACAACGGGACUUUCGGUUCAGGCCCAUCAACCCAGGUUGGUGGGACAGGCAGCUGUGCAGCUUCUCCUCCGGGCGAGGGGGUGUGUGCUGCAGCUAUGGUGCCUGGGGAGAGUUUCGAGAAGGCUGGAGAAUGCACAGUCCUUGGCAGUUUGAUGAGGAGCAGGAGGCACAGAACUGGUGCUGCCAAUGGAACGACAAGCCCUCGUUCUGUGUCUGGUACCAGCUUAGGCGGCCCCGUGUCAGCUGUGCUGGGUACAGGCCCCCACGGCCCGCUUGGACAUUUGGUGAUCCCCACAUCACCACUUUGGAUAAUGCCAACUUCACCUUCAACGGGCUGGGAGACUUUCUGCUGGUCCAGGCCCAGGACAGAAAUUCUUCCUUCCUGCUGGAAGGCCGCACUGCCCAGACUGGCACUGCCAAGGCCACUAACUUCAUUGCCUUUGCGGCUCAAUACAACACCAGCAGCCUGAAGUCUCCCAUCACGGUUCAGUGGUUUCUUGAGCCCAGUGACAAAAUCCGAGUCGUAUACAAUAACCAGACUGUGGCCUUUAACACCAGAGACACUGAAGUCUUACCCAUAUUCAAUACCACCGGUGUUCUGCUGACCCAAAAUGGCUCCCAAGUCUCAGCCAACUUUGAUGGGACAGUGACUAUCUCUGUGAUUGCUCGCUCCAACAUCCUUCAUGCCUCCUCCAGCCUAUCAGAGGAAUAUCGAAACCACACAGAGGGCCUUCUGGGAGUGUGGAAUGACAAUCCAGAAGAUGACUUCAGGAUGCCCAAUGGCUCCACCAUUCCCUCAAACAGCUCUGAGGAGACCCUUUUCUACUAUGGAAUGACAUGGCACGUCAACGGAACAGGCCUCCUUGGGAUAAGGGCAGACCCGCUGCCUACCAAGUUCACCCCCAUCUUUCUGUCUCAACUGUUGAAUCAGAGUGCCUCAGGUGAAGACUUGGCCUCUGGGUGCAAAGGCGACAGAAAGUGCAUGUUUGACAUCCUGGCCACGGGAAACAGAACUAUUGGACAAAGCACCAAUUCCAUCCUUAAUGAGUUCCAACAUAUGAAUGACACCCUCAAUCAGUACCCACCCUCUAUCAACUGCAGCAGCAAGAUUCAAGCCUACAAGGGGCAGACAGUGACCACUGAGAUCACCAGCAACUCUAAGGAUGCCACACUCAGCCUCUCCAAGAAAUGUAGUGGCUUUAAGCUCUUUGAAAACGGGAGUUUGCAGUGGACACCAACAUCCCCAGAAGCGUGUACCCUGGAGAUUCUAGCGAGGGAUGUCAGGACUAACUUGUCAUGGGUACUCCAGCCCAAGACCGUGGCUUGCUUCUGCAGUAAGGAGGAGCAGUGUUUGUACAAUGAAACCAGCAAAGAGGGCAAUUCUUCCCUUGAGGUGACCAGCUGCAAGUGUGAUGGGGACACCUUUGGCCGCUUGUGUGAACGCUCCAAGGACCCGUGUGAUGAGCCAUGCUUCCCUAACGUGAACUGCAUUCCUGGGAAGGGCUGUGAGGCCUGCCCUCCAAACACAACUGGAGAUGGACGUCAUUGUGCAGCUCUGGAGGACUCCUGCCCAAACCGUUCCUGUCCCAUGAAUUACUGCUAUAACAAUGGCCAUUGCGACAUCUCUGAGGCUCCAGGCUGCCAGCCCACUUGCACCUGUCCCCCUGCCUUCACUGAUAACCGCUGCUUCCUGGCUGGGAACAGUUUCACUCCCACCAUCUCUAUGGAGCUUCCCUUAAGGACCAUCGUGCUCUCUCUCAGGGAGGAUGAAAAUGCCUCCGCCGCUGACGUCAACGCCUCGGUGGCGAACAUACUAGAGAACCUGGACAUGCGGGCUUUUUUCUCCAACAGCUUAGUGGAACUGAUACGAACCUCUCCCGGAGCACAGCCCUCGAGCAAGUCCAUUCAUCACUGGAAGGUCACCUCCCACUUCAAGUACCGUCCCAGGGGCCCGCUCAUCCACUAUCUGAACAACCAGCUGAUAGGCGCCGUGAUGGAGGCCUUCCUCCUGCAGGCUCGGCAGGAGAGGCAGAAGAGGAGUGGAGAAGCCAGGAAGGACGUCCACUUCUUCCCCAUCUCGAGGGCAGAUGUCCAGGACCAGAUGGCUCUGAACCUAAGUAUGCUGGAGGAGUACUUCACAUGUGAUGGCUACAAAGGCUACCACCUGGUCUACAGCCCACAGGAUGGUGUCACCUGUGUGUCCCCAUGUAGUGAGGGCUACUGUCACAAUGGAGGCCAAUGCAAGCACCUGCCAGAUGGGCCCCAAUGCAGCUGCGCAUCCUUCACCAUCUACUCAUCCUCGGGCGAACACUGUGAGCACCUAAGUGUGAAACUUGGGGCAUUCUACGGGAUCCUCUUCGGAACCCUGGGCGCCCUCUUGCUACUGGGGAUCUUAGCAUUUAUGAUCUUUCACUUCUGCGGCUGCUCCAAGAACAAGUUCUCCUACCCUUUGGACUCAGAAUUGUAAGGCCCUGUCCCAGAUGGGCAGCUGCACCUAGGACCUCGGGACCCAUCCCUCAGUCUGCCCCUGCUCUGUGGGACUGGAAAGGGCCUGCGGCAUGAAGAUGAUUUGAGACUCUUCAAGAGUGAAUAAACCAGACUCUACCUGUUUAGUAGACUGGGGGUACAGGAAAAGGCCAUGGUGGCCAAAUAUACAGAUGGAUGGGUUCCUACACAGAUAUAUCAGGAAGGAGGAUAUUGCUUAUAUAUGAAUGCAGACUGUGUGUGCAUACACACACACACACACCAGAGUUAAUGGAUGUGACUGGCUUUACAUUUACCAAGAUGUUUUUACAUAUAACACAGGCUUACUUCUCAUUAAAAUCUAUUUAAAUAAAGUCUCUAUCUUUUUAUGUCUUCAAA
Mus musculus (house mouse) is the source of this 12477-nucleotide messenger RNA. It is a transcript of the gene Muc4, whose product is annotated as mucin 4. The transcript has 25 exons. The record is from RefSeq and is marked validated. Gene Ontology annotation, biological process: cell-matrix adhesion. Lineage: Eukaryota; Metazoa; Chordata; Mammalia; Rodentia; Muridae. Gene Ontology annotation, cellular component: extracellular region; plasma membrane. Bases 110 to 12082 code for a protein of 3990 amino acids.